AAAUAAUUUCUGUAAAUAGUCUUGGUUUUCUAUAGAUUAAAAUGAUUUUGUUUAGAAAAAGGAUUUUUUUAACACAAUUUCCAGUUUAUUCACUUAAUUCAUCCGUUUCUGGUAAAUUUGUAUUUGAAAAAUGUGUAAGAAAUUUACACGAAUUAAUUGAUGAUAUUGGUUUUAAAGUUAAUAAUAAAUUUUUAAAGUAUAAUAAAAAGGUUCUUCGAGAUAAUCUGAAAUGCUUGAAUCAAAGUAAUAGUUCAAGUCCUGUCACUUCUGAAUUUAGUGAAUUAUUCUCUAAACUAGAAAGUUUUAAGUUUGUGGAAAAAUUAAAUGACAAUUGUGAUCUUAAAACAUUGUCAUGUUUUUUGAGUUACAAACUUAAUAUUAUACGGUCAUUAACUCCUUAUAUACACACACUUAACACAUUACAACAAGAUGAUUCAGUUUUAAGAUUAAAAUAUGAAAUCAUAAAUAAUGAUCUGGUACAAUGUUUGUUCCGGUUAGUUGUAACAAAUUUGGAUAGUUUGGACACUGAAAUAUUGAUAAAUUAUUUAAAUUUUUUGCUUGAAAUUGGUGUUGAAGAUGUCAAUCCUUUGAUACUUAAAUUACACGCCUGUACACUGAAUGCUUUAGAUAGGGGAAACUAUUCUGAGGAUGAAAGACUGAUCAUAAAGCUCAAAUUGACUUCAAAUUUAGUUUGUAAGGUUGGUUUGGUUGAUAAAGUUGAUGGAACUUAUCUAAACCAUUUGAUAAAUGAGUUGUUAUUUGAUAGUUUGUCCACUUCUACAGUGUUCUAUAAAUGUUUUAAUGAAAUAUUACACCUAACACAUGGUAUAGAGUUUGUGAAUAAUGAUUAUAUAUAUAAUUUUAUUAAUAAGGUUAGUAAUUAUGUUUAUAUACUUGAUAAUAAUGAGUUGUUAACACUACUCUAUGUUCUAUUGAAGAUGAAUUGGGUUGAAAAUAAGUUGUUUAACCGUAUGGUACUUUCCGUGGUGUAUAAGUUUGGAUCCUUUAAUAAUGAACAGUUGGAAACAUUAAUUACAAUUUUAAGCUCUUAUAAACAAUAUUUCAAGUUAAAUUGUACAGAUUUAGGUGAGAAUUUAUACGCUGAAUGUGGUAAUAUGUUAUUAAAUAUGGUAAAAAGGUGUUUUGAGGAGAAAUUUGUAAAUUUAAACAUGAAUUCGGCAUUACCAACUUUGACUUAUUUGUUACAGUUAACAAAUAGUAAUAAGAUAAAAAUGUUGAUGUUAAAAAAAUUGGAUAAAAACAGUGUGAAUCAGUUGGACUUUCCACAAUUUCAUCAUUUGCUGAUUGUGUUUAAGAGGUUAAAUUUGGUUAAAAAUAGAGAAAUUGUAGCACAAUUGGUUGAAAACUACUUUAAUGAUCGAGUUUUACCCCUUUUUAAUACAGUUGAUGGUAAAUUACCGAAAAUUGAUGAGGAUGUUAAGAAUAUAUUAAUGUCAUUGUCAGAUUUCAUUAAAAUCAAACAUUACUCUAAAUAUAUCAAUUCAAUUAUAAUGAACUACUUCAAAAAUAUCGAGGAUUGUGAAAUGAGUGAAAUUGGCAAUGAGGCUAUAUUUUUGAUAAAUUUGUGUAUUAAGAAUAAGGUUUACAAAUUCAACAAUUUGACAACUGAAUUGGUGUCAAAAUUCUUUAAUAAAUCUGUAAAUUUCAUGAACUUAUCAACUAACUCUAGUGUGUUGUAUGGGUAUGAUGUAAUAUUGGAUGGAAUUGAGCACUGUAAUUUAACUUAUGAAUGUGUAAGUGAUAUGAGUAAUUUGUUUGACGCAAUUUACAAAUUUUUGAGGGGAAAAACAAAAUAA
Molecule: messenger RNA, 1817 nt
Organism: Theileria parva strain Muguga
Lineage: Eukaryota; Apicomplexa; Aconoidasida; Piroplasmida; Theileriidae
Exons: 2
Coding region: 42-1817 (591 amino acids)
Source: RefSeq, a predicted model, not a curated record